Messenger RNA from Chelonoidis abingdonii (Abingdon island giant tortoise), 3044 nucleotides. Lineage: Eukaryota; Metazoa; Chordata; Testudines; Testudinidae. The record is from RefSeq and is a predicted model, not a curated record.
AUGACCAUUUUCAAUACAGAGUUCUUCCUUUCGGACCUGCCACAGCACCGAGAGUUUUUUUCCAAGACUCUAGCCGUGGUCGUGGCUCACCUCCGCAAACACAGGUUCACGCUGUUCCCCUAUCUGGACGAUUGCCUUAUCAAGGGCAACUCCUAUGGCAAGACACUUCAAACAACCCGUUUCAUCAUCUCCCUCUUUCACAUCCUAGGCCUCCAAAUAAACAUCCAAAAAUUCACUCUGACACUUAAACAACAGAUUGAGUUCAUCAGAGCUCAUCUCAACUCAAUCCAGAGCAGGGCCUUGCUCCCAUAUCAGAUUCCUCGCUAUCACGCAGCUCAAACGCACGCUCUCUAUUCGUCCCAAGACACAGGCAAAUCUCAUCUGGCAAUAGUACAGCGAGUCAACAAUGAAGGGGAAGGAGACCCUUUUUAUGAAGUCCUGGGGAUUGUCACAUUAGAAGAUGUGAUUGAAGAAAUAAUCAAGUCUGAGAUUCUAGAUGAAACUGAUUUGUACACUGAUAACAAGACAAAGAAGAAAGUAGCCCAUCGGGACAGGAAGCAGGACUUCUCUGCCUUCAAACAGACAGACAGUGAGAUGAAGGUUAAAAUAUCACCACAGCUGCUCCUGGCAAUGCACCGUUUCCUGGCAACAGAAGUAGAAGCAUUUGGCCCAUCCCAGAUGUCAGAGAAGAUCCUCUUAAGGCUCCUAAAACAUCCUAAUGUCAUCCAGGAGCUGAAAUAUGAUGAGAAGAACAAGAAAGCCCCAGAAUACUACCUCUACCAGAGAAACAAGCCUGUCGACUACUUCAUUCUCAUUUUACAGGGGAAAGUGGAAGUGGAGGCUGGGAAAGAGGGAAUGAAGUUUGAAGCUGGUGCUUUUUCCUAUUAUGGGGUGAUGGCCCUCACAGCAUCGCCAGUUCCCUUGUCCCUGUCUCGUACCUUUGUUGUCAGCAGAACAGAAUUAUUAGCAGCAGGUUCUCCAGCUGAAAACAAGUCACCCCCUCGUCCUUGUGGUUUGAACCAUUCAGACUCUCUAAAUAGAGGUGAUCGUAUUGAAGCGGUGACACCAACUUUGGGGAGCAGCAACAACCAGCUGAAUGCAUCUUUCCUUCAGGUGUACGUCCCAGACUACUCAGUGAAAGCACUCUCAGAUAUUCAGUUUGUCAAGAUCUCAAGACAGCAGUACCAAAAUGCCCUGAUGGCAUCCCGGAUGGACAAGACACCUCAGUCCUCGGACAGUGAAAACACUAAAAUCGAACUGACUCUUACGGAGUUGCAUGAUGGUUUGCCGGAUGAGACGGCAAAUCUGCUGAAUGAACAGAACUGCGUGACACACAACAAGUCCAAUCACAGUAUGCAUAGCGAAGGCUCCAUCUAGGAGCUAACAAUCUGCAUCUUUUUCCAUCCAUCACUUCAGCAGGACCAGUCAUCGCUCCUUCUUGACUGCAAACGCUCUUAGUAUGUGCUUGCAAUGCUGUGCUGCAUCCAGUGUUCUGAGACCAAAGACUUAGCGCCCUUCCUGGGAGCAGAAGAGGAAGAAAUGAGAACACAGCAAGAUAAAAACCAAACAAACAUUGGGCAUGGUGAGUGCCCUUUGGAGAACGAUGGGAUUCUUCCUUGCAAAGUAGAAUCGUGUUAUUUUUUCAGCCGUAUCUUUGACCCUCAUUGGUUGCCCUUCCUUCCUAGAUGCGCGGAGAAGUUUUUAAAACUGCUCUGAUUAUUUUUUCAAGAGAGAUCAUGUUUUUAAAAAGAAUUUUGCAGAGUUUUAAAUGGUUGCUGUCCCUCCCCUCCCCCAAAUACGCUGUGUUGUGACUUUGUGAAUCAGCUCCAGUGUCAUAGACCUGUUUCCACCCCUCCUUUUGGUCCUGUCUGUUGCCCUGUUGUUAAAACAGCAACUGGUACUCAUAUGUAUUUGUGUCCUGAGAACAAAGAAUGGAUGAGACUUCAAGGAACUUGUGGCUUAGCAGUAUGGAAGUUUGGGGGAAUGGGCAUUAUUUUCUCCCCAGUUGAGCUUCAGGGAAGGUGUAGUUAUUUUGGUUGCAUGUGUUCAUAAUAUCUGAAAUUUCAGACGGUUCCUUGUAAAACAAAAAGGUUGUUACAUUUACAGUUUUGUAACCUCCACAGAUGUUGUGUGUUUUGAAUAUGAAGGUGGGUUUUUAAUUGACAUAACUGCAGUCUCGUCAAAUUACAGACCGGGAUAAAUUUCUUUAGUAGUGUACUGGGCAAUUUUUGUCCCCCUGGAAUUUGCAUUAAUGUUACUGGGAAUCACAUGGUCAAGUUCCCUGCCUCCCUUGCUGUACUGAAAGCAUGAACCCCAAAAUGUCGAAUCUCAGACUCUAACAUACCGAAGUAGUCUGUGUGCCCUUUGCUUUAACCAAAGCAUAUUUGCAGGGCAUGUUAAAUAACUGGGAUAGAAUUCAGGACAAACCAUUCCCCCAGUAUUACUGUUCGUGUUAAGACAAAAGAUGCUGCUAGAACAAUGUCCAAAGCAAAUCCUCCAGGUGGCUCCUAAACCUUUGCCAUUGCAAGAUGGAUUUCAUGGUGGAGUGAGGGCCUUCCUGAUCUCCCCAAAGACUGACCAAGAACUUCCACUACAAGCUUGAUCUGUAUUUUGUGGAGGGAGUUUGAGGGAGCAUAUUGUACUUCAGGGAUUGGAGAGGUUAGUCUCCAGGCGAUUCCCCUAUUUUUGAAGAGAUGCUGGAUUUCCUUCCCUCUUUCCUUUUAUCUACUGUUCUUCUAGCUGUCCACAGUAGCAUCCUCCAUGACUGCCGUCAGUGCCACUCCACCUGCCCAUCCCAGGCAUCCCGGAGCCUGGCCUCAGAGUGGAGGGGAAAUGCGUUCAUUGGGAGGUCACUGUGUUGUAUAUUGUAAACCCCCCAAAAUGCAGAGUCUGUCAGUGAGCAAAUCCUGCAUGGUGGUUUCUCUGUUGACUUUCAGCCUGCGUUGCUCAAAGAACAUCCCGUGGCCUGAUUGUUAUGUACCAUUUUCUUUCUUUACCCUCAGAUAAGCUUUACCUGACUGAGUUUAAAAGCAAAGCCCAGUCGC